Molecule: messenger RNA, 198 nt
Organism: Orbilia oligospora ATCC 24927
Lineage: Eukaryota; Fungi; Ascomycota; Orbiliomycetes; Orbiliales; Orbiliaceae
Exons: 2
Coding region: 1-198 (65 amino acids)
Source: RefSeq, a predicted model, not a curated record
AUGCAGUUCAGAAUCGUUGCCGUUGUCCUCGCUAUCGCCGCCGGUGUCAGCGCUAAUCAAUAUGAAGCCACUAACACAACCAACACCACCACUCCACCAGUCCCAAGCCCAACUGAAACUGGUGCUGCUUGGGCCAACGCUGCUGGCAUGGGAUCCCUCGCCCUAGCUGUUGCCGGUGUCGUCGCUGCUGUAUGUUAA